UUCAACUAUAGGAUUUCAAUACUUCUGGUUAUACGAAAUUGCCGAAUGCGUAGAAACAGAAGCAUUUAAAUCCUAUAGUUGAACUUUACUAGUUCCGGCAUAAGUUACCGGUUAUUGCCCGCAUAAACAAGGCCUGAGUAACCGUCGUCGCGGAAGUAUCGAGUCUCGGUCUUCUUCAAUCGACAACAUAAUUUUUCGAUUUCUUAGCAUAUAUUUUUGCUAACAUUCUUUAUAUCUACAUUCAGACACAGACUGGCGUAUGAACUAACCGAUUUCUCAGUCCAAGAGCCACAAGCGCACCAAAACCAAACCAGAAGUUUUCGUGAACUGUCUUACAAGCUUUAUCGAGUUACGUGAUCACGAGUUAACGUGAAACGUUUUACUUUUCACGAUUUUGUAAGAAAAAAGUUACGUUAUCGCUGCCUUGGGAGAAGGUUUUUCAGCAUUCGAAGAGUUUUUGAAUUAAGAAUAAUGUCCAAUAGAAUUUCUGCACUUGAUGAUAGCAGUAUUAAUAACAAGCUAAAUUUGUAUUUCUUGAGAGUUUAAUUAAUAAAAUAUAUUGUAUUUGUCAUGUGGUGUCGAAACUCCUUAAAGAUACAUAAUAUCCGCGGAAUUCCGAUUUUAUUUAAUUGUUUACAAUGUUUACCGAAUAGUGGUAUCAACAAUGUUAUCUUGAGGCAUUCUGUAAGACGCCUGUUUACUUCGAACGCUCAUGAAUGCACGAUAGGUGACAUGAUUGAUCAGUGGAGUAACCGAUUUAAAAACGAGGGCAUAUCGGAGCCGGUAGAGUCGAUAGAAUUUAUAAUGGCACAUAUUAUAGGAGUUAAGAAGAUAUCAGAUAUUGUAAAUGUAAGAAAUAAUCGUCUUAAUGAGGGCCAGAAAGAAAAGCUGAUAUCUUUAUGUGAAUGUCGGUUAUUGAGGAUGCCAAUUCAAUAUAUUAUAGGUGAAUGGGAUUUUCGGGACAUUACUUUAAAACUUGUACCACCGAUUUUCAUUCCUCGCCCAGAGACUGAAAUACUAGUAGAUUUUGUGUUGAAAAGACUAAAUGCAUUGCAAGCCAAUAGUUACGAAAUAUUAGAAAUUGGUUGUGGAUCAGGCGCUAUUUCUUUAGCCCUAACUCACGCUAGUAAAAAAGUAAAAUGCACAGCAAUUGACAUGAAUCUGCAUGCCUGCAACUUGACAAUAACAAAUCGAAAUAAACUAGAUCUGACAGAUCAAAUUACGGUAAUGCAUGCAGUUUUGAAACCAGAUGCAACUAUUGAAGUUUUAAGUAUGUUAAACGGCAAUAAUGAUAUAGAUAUAAAUUCAAAGCAAUUUGAUUUUGUGGUCAGUAAUCCGCCAUAUGUAUCAACGAAAAUAAUACCGACAUUGCAGACUGAGAUAAAAAUUUACGAAGAUCUCAGAGCAUUGGAUGGCGGUGACGAUGGAUUGAAAGUGAUUAAACCGCUUUUAAAAUAUACAGCUAAGGUGUUAAAACCUGGUGGAUCUCUUUUCCUGGAAGUUGAUCCUGCUCAUCCGGAGUAUAUACAAUUUUUUACAACUAAAUAUUCUGAUUUGAAACUAUGUCAUGAACACACGUACAAAGAUUUUUGCAAUAACGAUCGUUUUGUAGAAGUAGUAAAACUUCCGUGAAAAAUGAUAUACAAAUGACCCCAGUUUUAUUGCGUAUUCUUGAAAUUGUAACUAAUCUGCUUACAAUUUCUUAGCAAUUUGUUUAACUGGAUAUAUAAAUAAUCAUAUAUGAUCUUUUUUUUUAUGCGUGUCACAAAUUCUUCACAUUUUCCUGAACAAAGUUCUUUCGGUAAUUAUUCAGAAUUCCUCAAUCCUUAAAUAUACUCAUUUGACGCACAUAAAAGAAAGAAUUGAACAGAAAAACAGCGUCGGUCUGCUUCGCUAAGCAAGUUAUUAAGAGUUAAAAGUUUUCUUUUAGACGUUUUUUCUAUUAGAAAUUGUUCCGUAUGAAUACUGUAAUGUUUUUAUAGAUAAAAAAGUAAACAUUUAUAAAUUUUGUCAACGCGUGUAUGUUAAUAAAACUCACGAUAUAAGUGAUAUUUUCAUAAAACUUUUAGAAAGAUAUUUGUUUAUUUUUAUGUCUCUCACAUCGCUUUGAAGCUAUACCUUAACUACCUACUCUAGAAAAACCUUAACAUUUAUAUAUUUCUUUUAUACAAGGAGGAGAGAAAUUUGGCUCGCAACUGAAACUCACUCUUUUGUUCAUUUUCUGCUGUAUAAAUAAAUAAAUAGUUUAUUUAUUUAUUUAAAUCUUUAUUAAUAUCGAUCAAACACAGGAAAAUUAACGACAGCAGUUUUGUUCGACUGUAACAUCGAACAAUAACUGGAAAAACUGCAGAAUAACAAGAACACUCGAAUAUAUGUUCGGACUUUCUUUGUUAGACAUGCAAAUUUGUAAGACAUCUAAACUUACAUUUGCAGAGACU
Messenger RNA from Pseudomyrmex gracilis, 2438 nucleotides. RefSeq names its product hemK methyltransferase family member 1 (gene HemK1). The transcript is spliced from 5 exons. Gene Ontology annotation, biological process: protein methylation. Gene Ontology annotation, cellular component: mitochondrion. NCBI's taxonomy places the organism in Eukaryota, Metazoa, Arthropoda, Insecta, Hymenoptera, Formicidae. The record is from RefSeq and is a predicted model, not a curated record. Bases 571 to 1632 code for a protein of 353 amino acids. Gene Ontology annotation, molecular function: protein methyltransferase activity; nucleic acid binding.